GCCACCCGUGCCCCGCUGCUACCCCAGCUCCUGGCCCACGUCCGCCUGCCCUUUGUGCGCCGCUUCUACCUGCUGGCCCACGUGGAGAGCGAGCCGCUGGUGGCCCGCUGCCCGCCCUGCCUGCGCCUCCUGCGCGAGGCCCGCGACUUUCAGGCUGCCCGUCUCGACCGCCACGACCGGGGGCCCUGCGCCCGCAUGCGCCCCCGGCCCUCCACCGGCCUCGCUGAGAUCCUCGUCCUUGUUGGCGGCUGCGACCGCGACUGUGACGAGCUCGUCACCGUCGACUGCUACAACCCGCGCACCGGCCACUGGCGCUACUUGGCCGAGUUCCCUGAGCACCUGGGCGGGGGCUACAGCGUUGCUGCGCUGGGCAACGACAUCUAUGUCACUGGGGGCUCAGACGGGUCCAGGCUGUACGACUGCGUCUGGAGGUACAAUUCCAGCGUGAACGAGUGGACGGAGGUGUCGCCCAUGCUGAAAGCCAGGGAAUACCACAGCUCCACAGUCCUGGAUGGACUGCUCUACGUAGUUGCCUCCGACAGCACAGAGCGCUACGACCACACGCUGGACAGCUGGGAAGCCCUGCAGCCCAUGCUGUACCCCAUGGACAACUGCUCCACCACCUCGUGCCGCGGGAAGCUGUUCGCCAUCGGCUCCCUGGCUGGAAAAGAGUCCAUGGUCAUGCAGUGCUACGAUCCCGACAGUGACCUCUGGUCCCUUGUCAACUGCGGCCACCUGCCCCCCUGGUCCUUUGCCCCAAAAACUGUCACGCUCAAUGGCCUCAUGUACUUCAUAAGAGACGACUCGGCUGAAGUGGAUGUUUACAAUCCAGCAAAGAAUGAAUGGGAUAAAAUCCCUGCCAUGCUUCAGGUUCACGUUGGGGGAAGUGUGGCCGUGCUUGGCGGGAAGCUCUACGUCUCCGGGGGCUAUGAUAACACGUUUGAACUCUCAGAUGUCCUGGAAGCCUAUGACCCCGAGACACGAACGUGGAGCGUGGUGGGCCGGCUCCCCGAGCCCAUCUUCUGGCACGGCAGCGUCAGCAUAUUCCGGCAGUUCAUGCCAGAAACCCCACAGGAGGACGACAGCAUCACGCUGGACAACACCAUCAGCUUGAGCAGGCAGACCCAAAACCUUCACAACCAGAACCUCAAUGAACUGCCUUAGCACAGGAAGCAGCCUGACAUAAGUCCCUCAUCCAGAACCUGGGCUGCUUCAGGAAAAGGCUGAGGCAAACCAGUGCUUGGAAACAAAACCGUAGUGAUCACAGAGGGAAUGGGAACUCUGGCUGUUGGAUGUGCUGCUGUGUGACCGCAGGCAGUGAGGCCUCUGCUGCUCCCUCAGCCCUUCGCUGCCCGCAGGGACCCGAGACCCCCAGGGAAAAUGAUCGCACUGACCCGCGCCACAGCACCACCACUGACAGCUUGUGACCAGACACCUUUCACUGGGAGCUCCUUCACCCCACAAUACUUUGUUUGCCACCAAACUGCUUCCUUCAGUUUCUUUUUCGGGAGGGGUCUGUCUGGUAAGACAGUGGUCUGGACCCCCCCUCUAUUCUGUGCCUCGGAGGGAGACAGGCUUUCUGUGCACGUGUUGGGAUUGAAAGGUAGUUAUUUUAGGGGGUUUUUUUCUUUUUGUUUGGGGUUUGCAUAUUUUUUGGCCUAUGUAAGAUUUGCCUUUAUACUUGCCCAAGUGCCCUGGCCAGGUGGGCUGUUUAUCUACCUUUGCUGAAGAGCAGCUGCGUGGUUUAUUUGUGGAAUGUUUCUGGAACAAGCAGAGGCCGAACCUGUGGCACGGCUCCCCAGGAGUGAGUGUUACAUCUUCAGGAGAACCUUGAAGUGUGACAGCAGCUCAGGUGUGGCUGGAUGCAUUUGCUUUUUUGGUCUUUUAUUUUUAACCAAUAGAAGAGAAGUCUGUAUUUUAAACUGAAUUCAGAGAUGGAAAGCCCGCAUACCCAAUCACUGCACUCCUCAGCCAGGGGGAACCCGCGCUGUUCCUCAGUCUGGAACACUGACAGUGCCUUGAGACCACGCGCUGGGGUGCAGCCCGUGGGCCCCUGUGGGCAGAGCCUGGCAGGGGGGACACUGGGGCCUGCAAUUCGGAGCAUCUGCUGCUUUUCUGGGAGCAGCCUGUCCGUGCUGUGCCGUGCCUGCGGAGAGCCGGACGGCGCUGCAGCCCGAGAUAUUUCUGCUGAGCUAUAAAUAGUGCUCGCUGCUGGACCCCCAGCCCCACCCGCUGAGCAGCUACAGAUAACUAUUUAUUUUUUGUAGAAUUCAUUGUGUUGAAUCCUCCAGUACAGUUGAACUCCAUCCUUUGAAACAAAGGCAUUUUACAUUUGCAGAUAAUGUAUUUUUAUUCUCAUAGUUUGUUUUUAAAUUUACUUGCAGCUGUCAAGUUAAAUAAAACCUGUUACACAAUUCUGUCGUCUGAGAAGGGAAA
This is a messenger RNA of Manacus vitellinus (golden-collared manakin), 2436 nucleotides long. It is a transcript of the gene KLHL21, whose product is annotated as kelch like family member 21. The transcript has 4 exons. The record is from RefSeq and is a predicted model, not a curated record. Gene Ontology annotation, molecular function: protein binding. The annotation marks the transcript as partial. Lineage: Eukaryota; Metazoa; Chordata; Aves; Passeriformes; Pipridae.